This is a messenger RNA of Haliotis rufescens (red abalone), 4446 nucleotides long. RefSeq lists its product as uncharacterized. The transcript is spliced from 2 exons. The record is from RefSeq and is a predicted model, not a curated record. The coding region runs from base 531 to 4421 and encodes 1296 amino acids. NCBI's taxonomy places the organism in Eukaryota, Metazoa, Mollusca, Gastropoda, Lepetellida, Haliotidae.
GGGCGUGUUUGUUCAGGACCCUGAUAGUGCAAUGUGGACAUCAGGUGGAGCAACCUUGCAGGUACUGACAAGGUCUAGUCCGUGCCAGCCACAUCAGACAGCUAGCUAGCCCACUCCAUAUGUUUACCCAACCCUGUGUGUGUUACCGGAUGUUACUCUACAGAACACCCUUUCUUCAUCCUCCCUCCCCUCCCUCCCUUGACCACCCAGCAGCCAUGUCACUCCAACCUGGUAUGCCCGACUGUGGCCUCCAGUACAUACCUCCAUCUGCAGACAGUCGCAGUCACGCCCUGCCCCUCGGCACUCACUCGUGUAAUCAGGCUGUGGCAGUGAUAUAUCAUAUCUAUUCAUAGCAGUGUCUCAUGUAUAUUGGGCUCAAAGUGCAAGUCAUGCUGCCACUGUGGACCACAUGGACAGAAAGCAAGCUUACUGUAUGGAGACGAUGUUUGAUUGUAAAGCCCAGUUGGUUGACUAUCUCCGUGUGAUUGGUGAGUGUGAUAGGGCAGCGAUGUGCGAGUGUUCACCGAGGCAUGAGGGACUGGGCAGUACAGGUGUGUACAUCCAUCCCCGACAUCACUGCCUCGGGGGAUAGGAUGAUCUCCUUCGGCAGUGUUGUGAUGGUGACCUCGCACAUUCCUGAUGACGAUAAUACAGGCUCCAUGCAUGCCGACAGGCCUGAGGAACAAGGACAGAACAGGUGGACAGACAGACUUGUAGGCAGGGACACACAGGUAGAUGGAUGCACAGACAGGCUUGAAGAACAAGGACAGACACAUGUUUACAGGUGGACAGACAGACUUGUAGGCAGGGACACACAGAUAGAUGGAUGCACAGACAGGCGUGAGGUACAAGGACAGAACAGGUGGACAGAUAGACUUGUAGGCAGGGACACACAGGUAGAUGGAUGCACAGACAGGCUUGAAGAACAAGGACAGAGACAUAUUUACAGGUGGACAGACAGACUUGUAGGCAGGGACACACAGAUAGAUGGAUGCACAGACAGGCUUGAAGAACAAGGACAGACACAUGUUUACAGGUGGACAGACAGACUUGUAGGCAGGGACACACAGAUAGAUGGAUGCACAGACAGGCUUGAGGUACAAGGACAGAACAGGUGGACAGACAGACUUGUAGGCAGGGACACACAGAUAGAUGGAUGCACAGACAGGCUUGAAGAACAAGGACAGAACAGGUGGACAGACAGACUUGUAGGCAGGGACACACAGAUAGAUGGAUGCACAGACAGGCUUGAAGAACAAGGACAGAACAGGUGGACAGACAGACUUGUAGGCAGGGACACACAGAUAGAUGGAUGCACAGACAGGCUUGAAGAACAAGGACAGAACAGGUGGACAGACAGACUUGUAGGCAGGGACACACAGAUAGAUGGAUGCACAGACAGGCUUGAAGAACAAGGACAGAACAGGUGGACAGACAGACUUGUAGGCAGGGACACACAGAUAGAUGGAUGCACAGACAGGCUUGAAGAACAAGGACAGAACAGGUGGACAGACAGACUUGUAGGCAGGGACACACAGAUAGAUGGAUGCACAGACAGGCUUGAGGAACAAGGACAGAGACAUAUUUACAGGUGGACAGACAGACUUGUAGGCAGGGACACACAGAUAGAUGGAUGCACAGACAGGCUUGAGGAACAAGGACAGAGACAUAUUUACAGGUGGACAGACAGACUUGUAGGCAGGGACACACAGAUAGAUGGAUGCACAGACAGGCUUGAAGAACAAGGACAGAGACAUAUUUACAGGUGGACAGACAGACUUGUAGGCAGGGACACACAGAUAGAUGGAUGCACAGACAGGCUUGAAGAACAAGGACAGAACAGGUGGACAGACAGACUUGUAGGCAGGGACACACAGGUAGAUGGAUGCACAGACAGGCUUGAGGAACAAGGACAGAGACAUAUUUACAGGUGGACAGACAGACUUGUAGGCAGGGACACACAGGUAGAUGGAUGCACAGACAGGCUUGAAGAACAAGGACAGAGACAUAUUUACAGGUGGACAGACAGACUUGUAGGCAGGGACACACAGAUAGAUGGAUGCACAGACAGGCCUGAGGAACAAGGACAGAACAGGUGGACAGAUAGACUUGUAGGCAGGGACACACAGGUAGAUGGAUGCACAGACAGGCUUGAAGAACAAGGACAGACACAUGUUUACAGGUGGACAGACAGACUUGUAGGCAGGGACACACAGAUAGAUGGAUGCACAGACAGGCGUGAGGUACAAGGACAGAACAGGUGGACAGAUAGACUUGUAGGCAGGGACACACAGGUAGAUGGAUGCACAGACAGGCCUGAGGAACAAGGACAGAGACAUAUUUACAGGUGGACAGACAGACUUGUAGGCAGGGACACACAGAUAGAUGGAUGCACAGACAGGCUUGAGGUACAAGGACAGAACAGGUGGACAGACAGACUUGUAGGCAGGGACACACAGGUAGAUGGAUGCACAGACAGGCUUGAGGAACAAGGACAGAGACAUAUUUACAGGUGGACAGACAGACUUGUAGGCAGGGACACACAGAUAGAUGGAUGCACAGACAGGCUUGAAGAACAAGGACAGACACAUGUUUACAGGUGGACAGAUAGACUUGUAGGCAGGGACACACAGAUAGAUGGAUGCACAGACAGGCUUGAAGAACAAGGACAGACACAUGUUUUCAGGUGGACAGACAGACUUGUAGGCAGGGACACACAGGUAGAUGGAUGCACAGACAGGCUUGAAGAACAAGGACAGACACAUGUUUACAGGUGGACAGACAGACUUGUAGGCAGGGACACACAGAUAGAUGGAUGCACAGACAGGCUUGAGGUACAAGGACAGAGACAUAUUUACAGGUGGACAGACAGACUUGUAGGCAGGGACACACAGGUAGAUGGAUGCACAGACAGGCUUGAGGUACAAGGACAGAGACAUAUUUACAGGUGGACAGACAGACUUGUAGGCAGGGACACACAGGUAGAUGGAUGCACAGACAGGCUUGAGGUACAAGGACAGAACAGGUGGACAGACAGACUUGUAGGCAGGGACACACAGGUAGAUGGAUGCACAGACAGGCUUGAAGAACAAGGACAGAACAGGUGGACAGAUAGGCUUGUAGGCAGGGACACACAGGUAGAUGGAUGCACAGACAGGCUUGAGGUACAAGGACAGAGACAUGUUUACAGGUGGACAGAUAGACUUGUAGGCAGGGACACACAGGUAGAUGGAUGCACAGACAGGCUUGAGGUACAAGGACAGAGACAUGUUUACAGGUGGACAGACAGACUUGUAGGCAGGGACACACAGGUAGAUGGAUGCACAGACAGGCUUGAAGAACAAGGACAGAGACAUAUUUACAGGUGGACAGACAGACUUGUAGGCAGGGACACACAGGUAGAUGGAUGCACAGACAGGCUUGAGGUACAAGGACAGAGACAUGUUUACAGGUGGACAGACAGACUUGUAGGCAGGGACACACAGGUAGAUGGAUGCACAGACAGGCUUGAGGAACAAGGACAGAACAGGUGGACAGAUAGACUUGUAGGCAGGGACACACAGGUAGAUGGAUGCACAGACAGGCUUGAAGAACAAGGACAGACACAUGUUUACAGGUGGACAGACAGACUUGUAGGCAGGGACACACAGAUACAUGGAUGCACAGACAGGCUUGAAGAACAAGGACAGAACAGGUGGACAGACAGACUUGUAGGCAGGGACACACAGAUAGAUGGAUGCACAGACAGGCUUGAGGAACAAGGACAGAACAGGUGGACAGAUAGACUUGUAGGCAGGGACACACAGGUAGAUGGAUGCACAGACAGGCUUGAAGAACAAGGACAGACACAUGUUUACAGGUGGACAGACAGACUUGUAGGCAGGGACACACAGGUAGAUGGAUGCACAGACAGGCUUGAGGUACAAGGACAGAGACAUGUUUACAGGUGGACAGACAGACUUGUAGGCAGGGACACACAGGUAGAUGGAUGCACAGACAGGCUUGAAGAACAAGGACAGAGACAUAUUUACAGGUGGACAGACAGACUUGUAGGCAGGGACACACAGGUAGAUGGAUGCACAGACAGGCUUGAGGUACAAGGACAGAGACAUGUUUACAGGUGGACAGACAGACUUGUAGGCAGGGACACACAGAUAGAUGGAUGCACAGACAGGCGUGAGGUACAAGGACAGAACAGGUGGACAGAUAGACUUGUAGGCAGGGACACACAGGUAGAUGGAUGCACAGACAGGCUUGAGGUACAAGGACAGAGACAUGUUUACAGGUGGACAGACAGACUUGUAGGCAGGGACACACAGAUAGAUGGAUGCACAGACAGGCGUGAGGUACAAGGCGAACACACCUCUACAGGUGGACAUAGACUGACGUUUAGUCCCAGAAUAAAGUUAUCUUAUUUAUAAAUAUAUAUCUACAAAAUAAGAAUAA